AUGACUACACAGACAUUCAAGCUAAUUGACAGUACAAAUCCAGUUGAAGAGAAGAAUGUUAGAGAAUUCACUGUGCCUAAAAACUUCUGUAAACCUACAGGCACCUCUGGAAUCGCAGACUCAGCGGGUAACAGCGUAAUGUUCCUCAGUGUACUCACAGUAUUCAGCAAGAACUGGAGUAUCGCAAUACCAACGAUUAUAUCCGCUGCCAUUUGCUUCAUAAACUACAGCCCAUUGAAAUGCUCAGAGGCUACGUCACCUUUAACGUCGUUGAUCUUAGGAAUUGGCGCAGUGACUGCUUCUUAUCUCCCACUCAUCAUGAAACCAAAUUAG
This is a messenger RNA of Wallemia ichthyophaga EXF-994, 333 nucleotides long. RefSeq lists its product as uncharacterized. Lineage: Eukaryota; Fungi; Basidiomycota; Wallemiomycetes; Wallemiales; Wallemiaceae. The record is from RefSeq and is a predicted model, not a curated record. Bases 1 to 333 code for a protein of 110 amino acids. The transcript has 3 exons.